Messenger RNA from Hipposideros armiger (great roundleaf bat), 5752 nucleotides. It is a transcript of the gene MCM2, whose product is annotated as minichromosome maintenance complex component 2. Gene Ontology annotation, cellular component: MCM complex; nucleus. NCBI's taxonomy places the organism in Eukaryota, Metazoa, Chordata, Mammalia, Chiroptera, Hipposideridae. Gene Ontology annotation, biological process: mitotic DNA replication initiation; DNA replication; double-strand break repair via break-induced replication. Gene Ontology annotation, molecular function: ATP binding; single-stranded DNA binding; 3'-5' DNA helicase activity. The record is from RefSeq and is a predicted model, not a curated record.
GGGAAAGGAGAGCAAAGCCACAUCUUUUUAUAAUUUAGUCUCUGAAGUGACAUCCAAUCACUUGUCAUAUGCUAUUGUAACACAAACCAACUCUGGUACAAUGUAGGAUGAGAUUACUUAAAGGUGUGUAUACUAGAAGCAAGGAUCAUUGGGGGCCAUGCUAGAGGCUACUCCCAACCUCUUCCACCUUGCCAUUUCUCCUACCCUCCUCCCGUUAGCAUUUAAAUAUGCCCAAGUAUCUCUCAUUUCAGAAAAAGCCCUUUCCUCAGCCCCACAUCCCACUCCAGUUACUGUACUGCCCAUGUCCCACAGCCCAACUUCUCCAAAGGACCGUCCAAAUUUACCCUCUUCACCUCCCUGCACCCUGCUCCUUAGCACACGCUAAUGUGGCAUCUGACACUGAUCUGGCAUAGACUGGCUCUUCCCAGGGCCACCAAUGGCUCCUUGUCUUUACCAAAUUUGACCUCUUGGCAGCUUGUCACCUGCAGCCCCUAUCAAUCAUCUUGAUCCCCCAGGUCCUCCUUGACAGUGGACUGAACCUAGCAACUUACUUCUAACAAACAGAAUAUGGCAAAAGUAAUGGAAUGUCACUGCUGGGACAUAGCUUCUAUCUUGUAUGGACUCGUUAACCCUCUUGUUCACUUGCUCUGAAUGAAGCCAGUUGCCAUUUUGUGACAUGCCCUAUAGAGAGGCCCACAUGGCAAGGAACUGAGGAGGUCCCCUCGUAAGAGCCAGUGUGAAACUGAUUCCUCCCCAACAAUCUAGGAGGAAAUGAAUCUUGCCACAUGAGGGAGCUUGGGGCCUCCCUGAGCUAAGCCUUCAGAUUAGACUGGGGUUCUAGUCAGUACUAUGAGUGCAGCACCAGGAGUGCAGCCUGUGAGAGACCUUGAGGUAGAGGUACCAGCCAAGCCAAGCUCACAUCUGGACCCAUAGCUACUGAGAUAAUAUGCAGUAAUUGUUUUAACCUGCUAGAUUCCUGGAUAAUUUGUUAUGCUGAAAUACAAUAGGUAAAUAAUACAAUCCCACCCACAUCUCUCCUCUGGCUUCUCCCUCAGCGGCUCCCAGUAUCCCAGCUCCUACCCAGCAUCCUUUGUUUAUGCCUCUUAACUGUUAGGGUUUCCUGGGCCCUAGGCCUGGGCCUUCUUCUGUCCUCACUGCUCUCACUAUCUGGUUAUCCAACCACUCCUAAGGCCAUCCAUGACUUGAACCCCAGACCUGAAUAUCAAAAGUCCUCUUGGAUAUCUCUGCUCAGGGCCCACGUUCAACACAGCCAGAAACAAAUUCAUCCUCUUUCCCCCAAAACUUGUCUUCCUCCUACAUUCUGUAUCUCAGAGGUGGUACCCUCACCUGCCUAGUCUCCUAAGCCAGAAUCCUGGUGUCAUCCUGGAUGCCUCCCUUUUGCUGUCGUCAAUCCCCAAGGCCAACAGACUCCAUCUCCUAAAUAUCUCUUGGAUAUUUUCAGUCCUCAUCAUCCCUCCUGCCCCAUAUCCUGCGUCCCAUCCAGAGAAACUUGUUCACUGCACAAAAGGACCAAGAGGGCUUAGAUCCAGCCCUGCCCUGCUCACCAAGGGACCUGCCUUAUAGCCUAAGCUACCUGUAACUGGAGGAAAAACAGCAGCAACCGCUUCCAACCUGGUUCAAUCCACCUCAACCCAGGGGCAGCCUGAGGAAUUCUUCAAAAGCCCACAUUGGCUCUUGUCUCACCUGCUCAGAACCCCUUCCAUGGCUCUCCAUUUCCCACAGGAUAAAGCUCCAACUCCCUAAAAAGACUUGGUGAUCUUUUCGUGACUUGGGCUUUCCAACAUCAAGUGUUGUCCCUUCCUGGGCAUCACAAGAACCCAAAUGUGGAACUGCUUGCAGUUCGUCAUUGUGCCAUGCUCACUACGUCUUUACAAAUGUUCUUUCCAUGUGGAACAUCCCUGCAUCUUUUCUCCCCUCCGUGACGUUAACUCCUACGGUAACAUCAGAAGUGGCUUCCUACAAUCCCGGAGCGUUUCAGUGCUUUAAGUAUUCAGCCUGAGAUCUUUUGUAGAAGCUGAAACUGUCCACUCAUAAGACAGACAGUAAGAAGACCUCAGAAAACAAGGCUGUGAACCUCAGUUGCUCAUCUACGAACCGACCGUACCGUGACUAAGGUCAGGCAGCCAGCAGGUGGGAAUGGUCUUCAUUGCCUGCACCCGCAACUUCAGCUCCCAAAUUGUUGGUCAAGGUAGCGCAGCGCCAACUCCCGCGCACCGCCCGCACUUGACUGGGCUUCCGGUGUCCUGGAUCAGUGGCCUCCGGGCGUCGGGGCGGGGCCUCCAGGCGUCGUGGGCGCGGCUACCCCGUCUGGCCCGCCUCCGCGCGCCGGCUGACGCAAGUAGGCGCGACGUCAUAACACCGUGUUCUUUUAGACGAUUCCCGGGCUCCAGCGGGUCACGUGAGUCACUUUUCGCGCGAAAACUGGUCGCUGCUGGAGUAGCGAAGAGGAGCCGGGCGCUGCGAUGGCGGAAUCAUCUGAGUCCUCUACCGUGGCCUCUAGCCCAGCUCUGCGUCGGCGAAGCAAUGAUCCUCUCACCUCCAGCCCUGGGCGAAGCUCCCGGCGCACAGAUGCCCUGACCUCCAGCCCUGGCCGUGACUUGCCUCCCUUUGAAGAUGAGUCCGAGGGGCUGCUAGGUACAGAGGGGCCCGUGGAGGAAGAGGAAGAGGACGGAGAGGAACUUAUCGGAGAUGGCAUGGAGAGGGAUUACCGUCCCAUCCCAGAGCUGGACACCUACGAAGCUGAUGGACUGGCCCUGGACGACGAGGAUGUAGAGGAGCUGACAGCCAGUCAGAGGGAGGCGGCAGAGCGGGCCAUGCGGCAGCGUGACCGUGAGGCUGGCCAGGGCCUGGGCCGCAUGCGCCGUGGGCUCCUAUAUGACAGCGAUGAGGAUGAGGAGCGCCCUGCCCGGAAGCGCCACCAAGUGGAGCGGGCCACAGAGGACAGUGAGGAGGAUGAGGAGAUGAUUGAGAGCAUUGAGAACCUGGAGGACCUCAAGGGGCACUCUGUGCGCGAGUGGGUGAGCAUGGCGGGCCCCCGGCUAGAGAUAUACCACCGCUUCAAGAACUUCCUGCGCACCCAUGUGGAUGGCCAUGGCCACAAUGUCUUCAAGGAGCGCAUCAGUGACAUGUGCAAAGGUAUGGCUUCUGUACUCCCACUUAUGCUCACCAUAGUCCACCUUACAAAACUCUCCUCUACAGAGUUAUUGCUUUGGCCCUGUAACAAUACAUUUAAUGGAGACAUGAAAUACAAAUACAAGUCAGUAGAUGGGAAUAACGACACUCCCUGCUGUCUGUCGCUCACAGGGCCGUGGUCAAGGUCAGGUGACCUAAUUCCGUGCUUGGAGGAGUGUGAAGUCUGCCACAUAGGGACAGGCCCCGUGACUAUUUCUUUGCCUUCACAGACCAUCUAUCAGAACUACCAGCGUAUCCGCAUUCAGGAGAGUCCUGGCAAAGUGGCGGCUGGUCGGCUGCCCCGCUCCAAGGAUGCUAUUCUCCUCGCUGAUCUGGUGGACAGCUGCAAGCCAGGAGACGAGAUAGAGCUGACUGGCAUCUACCACAACAACUAUGACGGCUCCCUUAACACUGCUAAUGGCUUCCCUGUCUUUGCCACGGUCAUUUUAGCCAACCAUGUGGCCAAGAAGGACAACAAGGUUGCCGUGGGGGAGCUGACUGACGAGGACGUGAAGAUGAUCACCAGCCUCUCCAAGGACCAGCAGAUCGGGGAGAAGGCUGAGAAAUUGGAGAUAAGUCCUGUACCCCUCAUCUGCCUUUCAUCCCCACUUCCUCUGUUCCUAUCCUUCCCUCCUCCAGGGGGCAAACACAAGGUGCGAGGCGACAUCAACAUGCUCUUGUGUGGAGAUCCUGGCACAGCCAAGUCUCAGUUCCUCAAAUACAUUGAGAAAGUGUCGAGCCGUGCCAUCUUCACCACCGGCCAGGGAGCUUCAGCUGUGGGCCUCACGGCAUAUGUCCAGCGGCACCCUGUCAGCCGGGAGUGGACCCUAGAGGCUGGAGCCCUGGUUCUGGCUGACCGAGGGGUGUGUCUCAUCGAUGAAUUUGACAAGAUGAAUGACCAGGACAGAACCAGCAUCCACGAGGCCAUGGAGCAGCAAAGUAUCUCUAUCUCGAAGGCCGGCAUUGUCACCUCCCUGCAGGCUCGCUGCACUGUCAUUGCCGCUGCCAACCCCAUAGGGGGCCGCUAUGACCCCUCGCUGACCUUCUCAGAAAACGUGGACCUCACAGAGCCCAUCAUUUCCCGCUUUGACAUCCUGUGUGUGGUGAGGGACACAGUGGACCCAGUUCAGGAUGAGUUGCUGGCCCGCUUUGUGGUUGGCAGCCACAUAAGACACCACCCCAGCAACAAGGAGGAGGAAGGGCUGGGUGGCGUCCCAGAGCCCACCAUGCCCAACACAUUUGGCGUGGAGCCCCUGCCGCAGGAGGUCCUGAAGAAGUACGUCAUAUAUGCCAAGGAGAAGGUCCACCCGAAACUCAACCAGAUGGACCAGGACAAGGUGGCCAAGAUGUACAGUGAUCUGAGGAAAGAAUCCAUGGCAACAGGCAGCAUCCCCAUCACAGUGCGGCACAUCGAGUCCAUGAUUCGCAUGGCAGAGGCCCAUGCUCGCAUCCACCUGCGGGACUAUGUGAUAGAGGAUGAUGUCAACAUGGCCAUCCGAGUGAUGUUGGAGAGCUUCAUCGACACACAGAAGUUCAGCGUCAUGCGCAGCAUGCGGAAGACCUUUGCCCGCUACCUUUCAUUCCGCCGUGAUAACAAUGAGCUGUUACUCUUCAUACUGAAGCAGUUAGUGGCAGAGCAGGUGACAUACCAACGUAACCGCUUUGGGGCCCAGCAGGAUACUAUUGAAGUGCCUGAGAAGGACUUGGUGGACAAGGCCCGUCAGAUCAACAUCCACAGCCUCUCUGCCUUUUAUGACAGUGAGCUCUUUCGGAUGAACAAGUUCAGCCAUGACCUGAAGCGAAAGAUGAUCCUCCAGCAGUUCUGAGCCUCCACAGCAGCUGCCUGAUUCUGACUGAGAAGUCAGUUCUUAUGCUUAGUUCACUCUGUGCUUCAGAAACAUAAAACCAAACCACCAGGGGACAGAGUGUGGUCCAGGCCAGGGCUGGCAGCUGAACCAUCUGGCUUCCCCCAGUCUGCUGGGCUCAGGCUGUGGCUGUGAAUGCUGGUAAUUAUUUCCUAGGCUCCCUUUCUGCUGCUUUCACUAUCUUUGGUGGGUGUGUUUUGCCAUUGUUUAUUUUUCAACUGCUCGGUAACCCACCAUUUACAUGAGGUCUGCUUCCAUUUUGUCUUGGAUCAAGUCCUGUGUGUUCAAGAUACUCAUGGUCUAGGUGACUGAACAUAUAAGGGUGUUACAAGAACUGUUGCUUGGCAUGAGUUCUAUGUCCUAGCUGCUUCGUCCACUUUGGCUGAAGAGCAAGUUCAAGGUAUUGGUAGUUUUUUCUAAAUUCUGUCCUGCAGGUUUCUCUGGGCUUCUGAGUGAAGAAACCUUGUGGGCAGAAGAGAGCACAGUCCCUCUACCCUUUGUAAUGACACAGCUUGGUUUCCUGUAGGAGGAAGGGUCUGAAGGGUUGAUAUGGUAAUGAGGCUACCCAUCACCAUUGCUGUGUUAAUCUGUUUUCUCCUACCUAACCAUUUCCCUACUCCCUCAUUGUUUGUACAUUCAACUUGUUUCUAUGGUUUAAAUUUUUGAUAAAAUUAAAUAAAAUCUAAAUACUGGUA